AUGCAUAAAAGCCCAACUAGAACAGAAGCUGAGAAACCACAGAAAAAAGUGAGAUUUCGAGUGUCUUCAGCUCACAGUGGGAAAAUAUUGAAGGAAGUCUUCAAAGAUGAAGGACACACAGACUUUAUGGAUUCUGAAUGUGCCAUCAGCUCAGAGACAGAGCAGAUUAACUUGCGCAAUGAAGCAAAUGGGCACCACAAUGGACACCUGGGUUUUGAGUAUGAUAACUUGCUCCUGUUUGCUGGUGCCUCCAAGGACAAGGCUUUCAGCACAAAGCGAGUUAAUAUACUGAGCAAAAAUGGGACAGUUCGUGGUGUAAAGCACAAAGUGAGUGCUGGUCAAGUACUGUUUAACAACCUCUCAAAUGUAAUUGCUUUUAUUUUCUUUUCUCAGCCAACUUUCAUGCUGGAAUUCGGAAGAAUAGUUAUAUAUACUACCAGUUUCCGGGUAGUGAGAACAACCUUUGAAAGGUGUGAACUGGUGAGAAAGAUAUUCCAGAACCACAGGGUAAAAUUUGUGGAAAAAAAUAUUGUUCUUAACAAUGAGUAUGGGAAGGAGCUGGAGGAGAGGUGUAAGAGGGUGUCAGAAUCUCCCUCACUUCCAGUGGUUUUCAUCGAUGGACAUUACCUUGGCGGUGCAGAAAAAAUACUGGAAAUGAAUGAAUCUGGAGAACUUCAAGAUCUGCUCACCAAAAUCGAGAAAGUCCAGCAUCCACAUGAGUGUUCUACCUGCGGGGGAUUUGCUUUCUUGCCUUGCUCUAUGUGCCAUGGGAGCAAAAUGUCAGUGUUCCGAAACUGCUUUACAGACUCCUUCAAGGCUCUCAAAUGUAGUUCAUGCAAUGAGAAUGGAUUACAGCCCUGCAAGAGUUGUACCCAAUGA
Molecule: messenger RNA, 879 nt
Organism: Lepisosteus oculatus (spotted gar)
Lineage: Eukaryota; Metazoa; Chordata; Actinopteri; Semionotiformes; Lepisosteidae
Source: RefSeq, a predicted model, not a curated record